This is a messenger RNA of Nymphaea colorata (pocket water lily), 928 nucleotides long. Its product is annotated as eukaryotic translation initiation factor 1A. Gene Ontology annotation, biological process: translational initiation. Gene Ontology annotation, molecular function: translation initiation factor activity; RNA binding. The transcript is spliced from 2 exons. Lineage: Eukaryota; Viridiplantae; Streptophyta; Magnoliopsida; Nymphaeales; Nymphaeaceae. Gene Ontology annotation, cellular component: cytoplasm. The record is from RefSeq and is a predicted model, not a curated record. Bases 167 to 604 code for a protein of 145 amino acids.
CGCAAUCUCUUCCUCCAAAUUGAGGGAGGGAAAGAGGGAGGAAGAGAGUGCCAGAGAGGAGAGGGAGAAGCGGCGGGGAGCGGAGUCCCGGAGAAGGAGAGGAAGAAGCAGAAAGAAGGGAAGGGAGGACUGGUGGUGGUCGUGGUUUCUGUGCGGUUAGGGAAGGAUGCCGAAGAACAAGGGAAAGGGAGGUAAGAACAGGAAGAGGGGAAAGAACGAGGCGGACGACGAGAAGAGAGAGCUGGUGUUCAAGGAGGACGGGCAGGAAUACGCGCAGGUGCUUCGGAUGCUCGGGAACGGGCGGUGCGAGGCGAUGUGCAUCGACGGGACCAAGCGGCUCUGCCACAUCAGGGGAAAGAUGCACAAGAAGGUGUGGAUCGCCGCCGGGGACAUCAUCCUCGUCGGGCUGCGCGAUUACCAGGACGACAAGGCCGACGUCAUUCUCAAGUACAUGCCCGACGAGGCCAGGCUCCUCAAGGCCUACGGUGAGCUUCCGGAGAACACCCGCCUCAACGAGGGCAUCACCGGCGGCCUUGACGACGAGGACGAGGGUGGCGCCGACGACUAUAUCGAGUUCGAGGAUGAGGAUAUCGAUAAGAUCUAAGAUUAGGGAACUCUGGCGUGCCAUGUUGGCCUGCGAAGUUUCAGUAUGGACGAUGUGUUACAGGAGAUUUGGCAGUUGUUGCCUAUGGACCAUUUAGAUAAGAUCAUAUAGUAGUAUUUACGUGUUAUCUCAACCUCUAGAAAUGGAACAUGAUUCUGUAUACCUUUUUCAUGUCUCUGGACAAAUAAUGAGUGAUGAAUUUGCCUUUUGGAAUUUUGGUGGAAUGAUGCUAUUGUGCAGUCUGGGUGAAUCUGAUGAACCAAUUCCCUGUUUUCUAUCGUUGGAAGAUGGAAUUAGCAGGCUAUUUGUGAUUGAUUAUGUCAA